GUGCUCACAGGACCGUUGCCACCUCGAAUUAAAGGAUGGCAUCUCGUCAUUCCAAAUUCAAAAAUGGCCGAUUUCUAUUCUUCUUCCUUUUGAGCUUUACUCCAGCUUAUGCUCCAUCUCUGUCUCCCUUCGGAUUCGUUGCCUCACCUUUGUACACGAUCUCAUGGAUGAUGAGAUCAUCUUAGAAAGCCUAGGCUCCCUCUGGUUCUUCUCCAAUAUCCUCUCACCAUCUUCUCCCAUUACUUGCAUCAAUGCAAAGAAUACCCAUGACUCUCAUCCCAGUGACCCUCGAAAGCCAAAACAACCGGGACCAACUACUCAAAUCCUUCAGUCCCACCAACUUAAAUCUCCAGACAUCUGUGUCCAAGCUGUAGGGAAAGGCGCAGGAUCGGGCGAGCAAGCAACAAAACCAGAGAAUCAUGAAGCAUCCAAAUAUCCGAAAGAGUCCUUCAUGGAGCAGAGGAAGAAAAAGAGCAACCGAGAACAGGGUAUGAAGAAAUUACACAGGUUUAAGGAGGAGUUCACGGUUUUGGGUUUGAGCUUUGGCGAAUUGGGGCCAGAUGGUAGAAGACCAUUCUAUACAUCUUGGAAGCAGCAAAGAAUGGCGAGGUCGUAUGGGCUGAGGCAGCCAUUUCGUUGUCACAAUAUGCCCCCACUGAGUGAUGGUUUGGCCAUGAAGGAGCACCUUAAAUCAUGGGCUCAUGCUGUUGCAUGCACCGUCAGAUAACUGGGUCUGGAAUGCUACUUACUGCCAUCCAGCAUUUUCUUUCUCUAUCCGGGUAGAAAUCUUUAAUAGAUUCGUUCCAGUUUGUUACAUUCAAUCUAGAUAUUGAUCCAUCAUUGUUGUUUUUAUUAGCCGUCCCUGCCGUCCCUCUCGCUGGUUUGCCGAUGUUAUUGCUUCCCUCUCUUUUCAUUCAUAGGGUGAAACCGUGAUAAUAUAAAGGAAUGCCUUUUGCCAAUUCAUAAGCGAGUUCUCAAGCUUAGAUGCAAUACAGAAUGACAGCACAAAGACCUCAUCUUAGAUGCUGCAAUCUUUAUCUUUAUCUUUAUUUUACUUUAUUUUUUGUUUUGUGGGAAGGAUUAGGCACAAGGUGCCUAAACAAAUUCAUUUAGGCAAUUAAGAAAAACAAAAAAGAUGCUGCAAUAUUUUAAAAAGUACUUUUUUAUUUUUUCAUUACAUCAAUAUUAGGAGGGAGGGAGGGAGGGAGGGAGGGAGAGAGAGAGAGGAAUUUUCACUUACUACAUGUGAAAGUGAGGAGAAUGAUCUGCAAGGAGUCCUCUCCAACAUUCAGAAUAUUAUGCAA
Messenger RNA from Phoenix dactylifera (date palm), 1304 nucleotides. The record is from RefSeq and is a predicted model, not a curated record. Lineage: Eukaryota; Viridiplantae; Streptophyta; Magnoliopsida; Arecales; Arecaceae.